Messenger RNA from Anneissia japonica, 1173 nucleotides. RefSeq lists its product as uncharacterized. The record is from RefSeq and is a predicted model, not a curated record. The transcript is spliced from 2 exons. The coding region runs from base 26 to 1159 and encodes 377 amino acids. NCBI's taxonomy places the organism in Eukaryota, Metazoa, Echinodermata, Crinoidea, Comatulida, Comatulidae.
GCGCUAAACAUUGCCGCAAACCCAAAUGAAGCAAUAUUCAGGUGAUCCAUUAUAUUACCAUGCGUUUAUUACCUCUUUUAAUAAUACUGUGAUGGGAAUUGAGGAUGAUAAAUUGAAACUAAAUUCAUUGCUAUCUUUGUGUUCGGGGAAGGCGUUAGAGUCUAUCCAGUAUUGCGUUUUAAAACCACCUAAUGAAGGCUUUAAAUCUGCUUGCAAGACUCUGAAGGAGAGGUUUGGAAAUACUGCAGUUAUUGUACAGGCUUGGAUAGGUAAAGUCCUGAACCGACCCAGAGUUGAUUCUGCGAAGCUUGGUGAAUUUGCCGAUGACCUAGAAAACUGCUUUGAAGCGUUAUCUGCAUUGGGAUACGUGAACGAGCUUAACAACCAAAGCAGCCUGAAACAGAUUGUGGACAAACUGCCGAGAGUUCUACAAAACCGAUGGCAAGGUGAGAAUUUCAGAUUAAAGGAGAAAGACGUGGUGCCUGCCCUGCAACAUGUCGUAAAGUUUGUGAAGUCUUCGGCGAAAGAAGUCAACGACCCUGUAUUUGGAAGUAUUUCUAACCAUCCUGUUGAAGCCCAACCUAUGAGGCACAAGAGAAAUCAACAAGUACACAGUCUUAACAUUAAUGUUCCUUCACCCAAUGCUCCAAAGGAAAAGUUUCCUAAGUGCUGGAUCUGCAAGUCCGAUGCUCACUGGCCAGAUCAAUGUGAAAAGUUUAUCAACAUGAAGGUUGAGGACCGUUUUGAAAUGACUAAAAAUAAUCAUGCUUGUUUCUCAUGUCUUAAGAUAGCAGGAAGGAACCACCGCUCGAGUAACUGCUCUAGAAAGAAGAUGUGCGGUGAGAAAUUGGGAGACAAGACUUGUGAUCGGUUUCACCACCGACUCCUUUACCUGACAAAAACUGUUGGAGUAAAUAAGCUAAGCAUACCAAGCUGUGAUGAGCCACUUCUGUGUGUACUGGAGGUAGAAGUGAAAGGAAAAUACAGAACCCUGAUGGCGAAUGUGAUGUUAGAUCUUGGUUCACAAGGGACGUUCGUGAGGUCUGAAUUCGCUCAACAACUAGGUGUCAAAGGGAAGAGUGUUGCUGCUUCUAUAACCAAGGUUGGUGGAGCAGAAGAAAGCUUCAAAUCACGGAAUCGAAUAAGAGAUAUUUAUUAAACUUCAUAUCGAAC